This is a messenger RNA of Sorex araneus (European shrew), 5909 nucleotides long. It is a transcript of the gene KLHDC10, whose product is annotated as kelch domain containing 10. Gene Ontology annotation, biological process: positive regulation of stress-activated MAPK cascade. The transcript has 10 exons. NCBI's taxonomy places the organism in Eukaryota, Metazoa, Chordata, Mammalia, Eulipotyphla, Soricidae. The record is from RefSeq and is a predicted model, not a curated record. Bases 102 to 1439 code for a protein of 445 amino acids. Gene Ontology annotation, molecular function: protein binding.
UCCCGGGUCUCUUGAGGAGCCCAGGAAAGGAGGCUCCGCGGUGCCUAGUGCCGACGGGCCGGGGACUGCCGGGCCGGGGCUGUGGCGAUCGUUUGCGGGUCAUGUCGGCCGCCCAAGGCUGGGACAGGAACCGCCGGAGGGGUGGAGGCGCCGCGGGCGGCGGCGGCGGUGGCGGCGGAGGUAGCGGGGCCAGCGGGGGCGGCGGGGGCAACGGGGGUCGGGUCACUGGCCAGCUCAACCGCUUCGUGCAACUCUCCGGGCGGCCGCACCUGCCAGGUAAGAAGAAAAUACGAUGGGACCCAGUUAGGAGGCGCUUCAUUCAGUCCUGUCCCAUCAUAAGGAUCCCUAACAGGUUUUUGAGAGGCCACCGACCCCCGCCGGCGCGGAGCGGGCACCGCUGCGUGGCCGACAGCACCAACCUCUACGUGUUCGGAGGCUACAACCCCGACUACGACGAGUCGGGCGGGCCCGACAACGAGGACUACCCGCUCUUCCGGGAGCUCUGGCGCUACCAUUUCGCCACGGGAGUCUGGCACCAGAUGGGCACCGAUGGCUACAUGCCCCGGGAGCUGGCGUCCAUGUCACUCGUGCUGCAUGGAAACAACCUGUUAGUGUUCGGAGGCACUGGCAUCCCCUUUGGCGAGAGCAACGGCAACGAUGUCCAUGUCUGCAAUGUGAAGUAUAAGCGAUGGGCGCUGCUCAGCUGCCGGGGGAAGAAACCCAGCCGAAUAUACGGACAGGCCAUGGCGAUCAUCAAUGGCUCCCUUUAUGUCUUUGGGGGGACAACUGGCUAUAUUUACAGCACAGACCUGCACAAACUGGACCUCAACACCAGAGAGUGGACACAACUGAAGCCAAACAACCUGUCCUGUGAUCUCCCGGAAGAGAGGUACAGACAUGAAAUCGCACAUGAUGGGCAGAGGAUUUACAUCUUAGGAGGCGGUACUUCCUGGACAGCUUAUUCCUUAAACAAGAUCCACGCAUACAACCUUGAAACAAAUGCAUGGGAGGAAAUUGCAACAAAACCCCAUGAAAAAAUAGGUUUUCCUGCAGCCCGAAGAUGUCACAGUUGUGUUCAAAUAAAAAAUGACGUGUUCAUUUGCGGGGGCUACAAUGGAGAGGUGAUCCUGGGAGACAUCUGGAAGCUGAACCUGCAGACUUUCCAGUGGGUCAAGCUCCCGGCCACCAUGCCAGAGCCUGUCUACUUCCACUGUGCAGCGGUCACGCCUGCUGGGUGUAUGUAUAUUCACGGAGGAGUGGUCAACAUCCACGAGAAUAAACGGACUGGGUCACUGUUUAAGAUCUGGCUGGUGGUACCGAGCCUGCUGGAACUGGCCUGGGAGAAGCUGCUUGCGGCCUUCCCUAACCUAGCAAACCUCUCCCGAACACAGCUUCUGCACCUGGGACUCACACAGGGACUCAUCGAGCGCUUGAAAUGAAGAUUUCUGGACUGUUCAUUGAUACUGGAAAUGUUAAUUUAAAGAGACUCCUUUAUUUAUGGGCAGUGUAGAAUGUGCUACAAAGAGGAUUGGUUACCCUGAUCAAGGCCUUACUCAGAAAAUACAUCAGAUGCCUUUCUGUAAAUUGGUUUUAAGUUUAUGGAAAUCUCCUUUUCCCUUGUGCUUACUUUGCUUCUCUUCUUUUUGCCCACCUCCCGCCCCCAACACACACUCACACGCACACACUCACAUCCUUCCUCUGCCUUGAUGGAGUUGAGGGUGAAGUCUGAAAUCACCUUAAUAAUGUUCUGAAUCAGGAUAAGAUUUUUUUAAAAAUCAUUUUUUUUUUUUAAGGAACUCUGAACAUAGGACCAUGUCAGCCAAUCCUUGACUGUUCUAAGCAACAUCGUCAACAGAAUCAAAAAUGAAGUCAUUGGAAACCCAGAAAUUUGGGGGCUAGAACAAGAAGGCCAACCUUGAGAACCUUUCAGGUUCUCUGUAGCGCCUUGGUGAAUAAAGUUGUGUCUGCAGAAAGACAUGGCAGGAGGCUGGGUCUCCUGGCAGAAGUGGGUGACGCGUAUCUGGCCGCGUGGUGACACUCAAACCCAUGCUCUGGCAUCGGUGGAGAGUGAAGCAUCGAGCAACUCACGGUGCCCGCUAGGGUUAGAGUGGGCGUGUGGGUGGCGGAUGCCCACGUGUGCUGUGGUUGUGCUGUUUCUUGUUGCUCUUAGAAAUCAUUGUGCACCAAGGACCCUUCAGACAUUUCCAGUGGUUCCAGAUUUUCAUCCUGGGCAGUUUUGAAACGCGCUUCUGCGUCUCAGCGGUCUCAGUAUCUCUGAUUUCUUCACAGGGCACUGUCGGUCCCUGAACUAUGUAGCAUCGUGCCCGGGGACAGAGACCUUUGCUCGUGCAUGGCCGUUUGUCUCAGUCUUGUUUCUCUCCUUGGGCCGCGCACCCGCCCUCUUCUCAGGCUACUGGUCUUGUCCCUCGAGCGCCCACGGGCCUCGCUUCUGUUGGCCCGUUGCCUCCUCUCCUGCCUGCUUUCCCGCGCAUGGUGCUGCCACAGGGAAUCAGAUCAAGGGGCUGGGGGGGGGGGGGGGCACGGUCAUCCUUCCUGAAGGACUCAGUCUCAUUUCCAGACCUCGCAUGAGGGAGGAACGGGGCCGCCUGUCAUUGUGGUGUGACAUUUCAGCCCUGCUUCAGUUCGGUUCUGAAUUCUAAGAGAGGUGACGGACCUCUCCCCACCGCCCCUCCGCCCGGAGAGUGGGGACCCGUAUUUCCUUUAAGUGCCUGUUUUCACUUCGCUUUUGUUCUUUCCUGCCCCCACUACCCCUUUCAUCCCAGAAGGGGAUUUCGGAUCCUCCUUGCAACUAGAAAGUUAGCACCUAGCGUUCAGUCCUAGAAAAGAGAAACGGGGCCUUGAGGUUUUCAGAUGCCCAGUGGGCCUUUGUCCCCCACCCCAUCCGCAGGGGGCAACGGUGGGCAGCCUGCAUUCUGGAGAGACCCCGUGUGUCCUGGGGGCCUGAGGGCUGCGCUGCCCGGGCAGCCCCAGGACCAAGGCCCCGGCCCUCCCUUUGCCACAGCGAGUCUGCUCGGCCCUGCACCUCUGCCACCCCUCCGGGCGCAUGUCCUUAGUUCAAAAGAGAACUCGGCUGUGUGGCUCCAGAUCAUGGGGGGAGGUACGUCCGGGAUGGACCGGGUCCUGCUGUUCAGGGACGGGUAAGGCCUUCUGUCAUGGAGUCACACAGGGACCAAAGACGGAAUGCCCCGGCCUUCCUGCGUCUCCUUCCCUGGGCCGGAGGAGCUGCCAUGGUGCUGGGAGGGGCAGAUGGUGCUUUUUGCCCCCCACUUGCUCGCACCCUUUUUUUAAGCGCACUCCCAGGGCAGUCUUCUGUGAGGUCGACUCAGUCUUCUCAGCCUUCUCUGAGGUCGGCUGGGGCCGCCUGACCCCCAAGGCCUUGUGUGAGUUCUCACCCUAGCACGUGUUCUCGGUCUAAAGUGUGUCUGACGCGCGUGAGCGUGCGGACGGCUGCUCCUCGGAGUGCCCUCGUUUUGGAUGCCAAAUGAAACUCGGUGUGUGACGGGGCGGCGGGGCGACUAGAAUCUCCUGUGCCAGGUGGCCAGGCAUCUUAGCAGACCGUUAGUUAGCCAGCGCUCCGGACUCCUCACCCUCCCUUGACCGGGCAAGUUCAUACCCGCUGCUCUGUGCCUCCCAAGGCACUCCCAGCCGUGUCCCGCCGCCCCGUAACUGAAGUGCAAUAUAUAGAAACACGUAGGGAUAUAUACAGAUUAUAUGUAGGGUGUGACGAUAGAGCAGGGAGACGCCUUUUUAUCCGGCGUGGGGAAGGCGAUUAUAACCAGAUUUUACGCCACAGUCGGCUGCUGUAGCCCUCUCAGUGAACGGGGGUGUCUUCACACUCCUUCUCCCAGAGACUUGGUGUUCCUUGGGUUUGUCAGACUUGAGACUUUCCCCCCAGGCAUCUCUUGACUCUUUCCUGCUUGCUUCCUACAUUUUCUUGCUCAGCAAAAAAAGGGGAAGUUUACCUGUAAGGAGUUCCCGAAAUAGAUGAAGAAUUAAAAUCUAGUAUUUAAUGCUAUCAGUUCUCCCGUGUAUAUACUAAUUAAUUUAUCUUUGUGAAUGCAGUACUUUAUGAAAUGAAGACCACGAUGCUUUCUUCAUUUUGAUAGAGUAAUUUUCACAUCUUGGUUGUGGGGUGGGGGGUGGAAAAAAAAAAUCUAUGAAUCCGGGUAUAGAAUAGAUUGAAAUUUUAACUAUUGUUCAGGGGCCAAACUCAAAUCCUUUCUCCACUGGCAGAAUCUUUCUUUUUUUUUUUUUUUUUCAGGGUCCUAGGGACAUGAUGUAAACUUUUGCUGUAAACUCUUCAUGUCCAGUACACUCGCUAGACUUUCAAAUAUAAUCUUAAGUGCUAAGGUUUCUAAGCGAAGGUACCUGGCCAUGACCUUUGGUUACCGAGCGUAGCGAGAGUCAAGCACAGCGGGUUGAAAUCCGUAGUCCGUGUUUCAGCUUUUCCAGGCAGCGCUCGGUUCGUUCAUACUCCUCCUCGCCCCCCCUGCCCGAGAGCACCUUCCUUUCUGUGGAGCGAGGCCUGAUGGGGCCCUGGGCGUGGGAGUGGAAGAAGCAGCUGUCACUGGCCGCCCGGGGACUCCUGCUGUUGCAGCAGCUGGGGGCCGGCUGGGCUCCCGACUUCAGCGUGGGCUCUUGCCCGGGUUCCGGGCUGCGUCUCCUGCUCCCACUGCAGAGCUCUUCGCGUCCAGGGAGGGAAGGCGCCGGUCGGCAGGGGCCAAGGCGCUCCCCUCUUUCCAAGGCAGCUCUCUGGUGCUCGACACUCGCUGCUUACUUUCCCGUCCCUGCAGGCAGGAGCCUGGUCUGUUUCUCCUUUGGGAAUACCUUCUCCAGCCAUACGCCGCGGCGGCCGGUGGGAAGGGUCGGCCCCUCCUCUCCCACUGCGUUCUGCAGAGUCCGGUUGGUUUCUUCCCGUGUGGUCUUCGGGGCGGUCGGGGGUGAUGCCCAUCUCCGAGCCGUCCGCCCGCCCGCCAGCACUCUGAUGUAGCACAAAGCCAUUUUCCCUUCUUCGCUGUCCUGACAUGGAAUGCCAGGAGCGAUGAGGGUUUCUGGCCCUAGGAGCGUCGGCUCCCAACACUGGUCACCAUCAGCGUCCAUUUCCUUGGUUUCCCCAGUACCUCAGGACUCGUGGAGCACUGGGCGGAGUUGUGUGCUGACCUCCCUGUGCACGCACCCAUCCCCAAAGCCAGCCUCGGGGGUUCCCCUCCCAGCAUCCUUAGGAAGCAGCCUCUUCCCGGCCUGGUGUUAGAACAGAAAUUCCUGCGUCGUGCUUCAACAGUGGUGCCAUCUAGUGAGUCCAGUGUCCACGUUUUUAUUUUUCUCUCUCCCCGCCCUAGCACCCCCCCUUUAUAAUAGGACUUCCGGAGGGGCUCAGCUCUGUCCGCGUGCGGCUGUCCUGCUCCCCGGGGGCCGGGGGCCGCUCUAGAACACCCAGCCGGUCGCAGAACCACCCUGGCUACUUGCACUCGAGCCGCGGCCUCGCUCCGAGUCUGGGGGCAGCUCUAGCUCCAGGCGUCUCCCUCUCAAGGCCCCUGCGGGCACGGGUUUGACAGGGGCACCUAGGCCGGAAAGGGGGGCCCCCUGCACGCAGCCUCCACGGGGUGCGUCCUGGCGUGGCUCUUGAUCCGGGAUGUGCUUGGCCCGCACGAUGCUUGCCUGGCGCUCAGCUCUUCGCCACAGUCCUGUGCAGUAGUGUGGGAGUCCUUUUGCAGUCUGGUGUGCAUGCCAUAUGGUCGGGACAGCUUCCCACCUCCCCCGGGUUCCUGCCAGCAGGUAGGAGACAUAGUGAAUUUACCCAAAAAGUCCAAUCUGUAUUUAUGUACCUUGUCAGUGUUUUGCUGUUGGUUUUCUAAAACAGUCCGAUCAAUAAAUCUUAUCCAGAUCUA